CGCUCCCUGGUUGGCUAAGAGAGAAAGACAGAGAGAGAGAGAGAAAGAGAGAGCCCGACCAGUAGAGAGGAGCCGGCGGCGGCGGCGUUGGCUGCGCGGGACACCCGGGGGACUCCUCCCGGAGAAUGCAAUCCCCCUGCCCUGCCCCAGCCCCAAGCAGAUGAUGGCGAUACGGGAGCUGAAAGUGUGUCUUCUCGGGGAUACUGGGGUUGGAAAGUCAAGCAUUGUUUGCCGAUUUGUGCAGGAUCACUUUGACCACAACAUUAGUCCCACAAUUGGUGCUUCCUUCAUGACUAAAACUGUGCCUUGUGGAAAUGAGCUUCAUAAGUUCCUCAUCUGGGAUACAGCUGGUCAGGAACGUUUCCAUUCAUUGGCACCCAUGUACUAUCGGGGAUCUGCAGCAGCUGUUAUAGUGUAUGAUAUCACUAAACAGGAUUCUUUUAAUACCUUGAAGAAAUGGGUGAAAGAAUUAAAAGAACAUGGUCCAGAAAACAUUGUAAUGGCCAUCGCUGGAAACAAAUGUGAUCUCUCAGAUAUUAGGGAGGUUCCUAUGAAGGAUGCUAAGGAAUAUGCUGAAUCCAUAGGUGCAGUUGUAGUUGAAACCAGUGCAAAAUGUGCUAUUAACAUUGAGGAACUCUUUCAAGGAAUCAGUCGUCAGAUCCCACCCUUGGAUCCUCAUGAAAAUGGGAACAAUGGAGCAAUCAGGCUUGGGAAGCAAACACCACAAGCAAGCAGGCGAUGUUGCUGACCCGAUAUGAUAUCAUCUGAUGUACUUGAAGAACUCAAAUCCCAUUUUCUUGUGCACUGACUGAAGGACUUCCCACUCUUGGUGACUUGGUGCCUUGUUUAAAAAAAAACCCAGCUCUACAUUAUGAAAAAUACGCAGGCAUCACAACCAGAAAGUUUCUCUGGGAAAGGAUUUUGCAGAAAUUCUUGAAAAAUCCUUAGUCAUACUAUUUAUAUUGAUGGAUUGGAUUAUACUGAAUUCAUCUUGCCCCCCCCCCCCUUUCUCACUCUUCUUAAAAUGGUGGUUUUUACUGAGUGGGUGAAGGAAGGGAGUGGGUGGAUGACAAGUAUAUACCAAGUUCUCUGUUAACCCUCCCAGUCCUCAAGUUUUGUAAGAAAGAGGAUGUAUUCUUGCUGGCUCAGUUUGUGUGGGGGCAUUCUGGGGUCAGUUGUUCCUCUCUGGCUUCCUAGUUGGCCUGGUCACACUGCCGGAAUCUUUGUGCCAUUGACUUUGUGGAUGACCUAAUCAGUCACCUGUGAAAGUUAGCUAGUGAGGAGAUAACUUUUUAUAUGGUUUUAGAACUGAGCAUGGUUUUUAUUUUUAAAUUUUAGAUCUACUCUAAAUAAAAUUUUUUAAAGGAAAGAAAUAGAAUUUAGCCCAUACUUCCCACAUCUUCUUUAGAGAACAGAGGAUUAUUAUCCAACUGUCCCCCAGAUUACAGGUUUGAGCAAUUCACUGAAAAAGAAGGGAAGACUUAUUUUAAAGAAAGAGGAAGAAAGAAAGAGAAGGAAAGGGGAUGAAAGGAACAAAAAAAAAGAAGGAAGGAAGAAAAGAAGAAAGAGAAAUAUUUUUUAGAUCUAUGCUUUUUCUCCUCAAUUGCACACAUUUUGAGUUUCAGGUACAUGUAGAGUGACAAACCUGAGAAAGUUGCUGCAAAUGACUUGAUAGCUGAGAAGGUCUUGUUUCUGAAAAAGAGACAGAAGGCAUUCCUAUGUAAGAAUGCAUAUGAGCAGACUAAAGUAGAGAUAUUUUUAAAAGAGGUACUUCCUACUGCAUGUUGUCUUGAUGGGUAGGGAGCUCAAUGUACAAAGUAUGUCCUUGCUAAUAGCAUCUGUCAUGGUUUCUUAAUCAAGGUUAAGAAUUGAAGUAAAAGAAUCUGCAGACUAAACUACAGGAUAAACUUCUGAUGAGGGGAGAUUGGUUAGAUUAUUGAGCAAUUAGUCAGUGAGUGGCAGAUGCCUUAGGCUUUUAAACACUUUAAAACUACUAGACAAAAAAAAGGCAUUAAAAAAAAGACAUCUUUUGGACUCUUCUACACUCUAUCAAUGCAGUACUCCAUCAUAUCUGCACAAAAUAUAGACUUUAGGAUCGCCUUCCUGAUCCAGAUUCCUUAGCUUCUUCUGUAAUAUAAAAGGAUUUGAAUAUCUUUUGUUUGUUCAAUUUCAGGUUUUUUUUUUUUUUGGCUAGGCAAUGGGGUUAAGUGACUUGCCCAGGGUCACACAGCUAGUAAGUGUU
This is a messenger RNA of Phascolarctos cinereus (koala), 2242 nucleotides long. It is a transcript of the gene RAB31, whose product is annotated as RAB31, member RAS oncogene family. Lineage: Eukaryota; Metazoa; Chordata; Mammalia; Diprotodontia; Phascolarctidae. The record is from RefSeq and is a predicted model, not a curated record. Gene Ontology annotation, molecular function: GTPase activity; GTP binding.